AUGGGCGCCAGGAGCAAUGCGCUCUCGCCUGGGCUGGAUCAUGUAUGGCAACGGCGCUGCCGCCUACUUCCUCGAUCGAUAACAGCAGCGCCGAGCUAUCGACAUCAGCUCCUCCAGGUGAGGGUAACAGCGAUCGCCUUAAGAAAUCGGCCCUUAGGUCGGGGCCGAGCCCGAUCGCGCAGUAGCUUUCCAGCGCGCGAAAUCCCUGAAAUAUGGCAUUACUGCGCUCCGAUCAACCUUCCGUCCCGGGACAUCGAUCGCCAUGGCGAGAAUGACGCGGCGAGGGGCUGGAAGGCAUCGUGGAAGAACGGGGUCAGAGUUACGAGGCCGACGAAGAGAAUGGGAAUGGGGAUCCAUAUCUCGGGAUUGGCACAAAGCCGGCAGCUCCACCGCUGCCCUUGCUCAUGGAUUCCGGGCACUUUAGGGAGAUCUCCGAGGCCGAGUUUCCAAGCUCUUUCGAUUGCUCCUGGUCAUUGGAAUCCUCUCCGUGGCUGCUGGGCUCGUUUACUACUUGGUCCUCUUGGAUUUCCAGCUCUACCACCAUCCUCGCCCGGCCGUCCAGUUCAUGGAGAUGAUGUAUGGACAGGUGAUCCCAGUGGAUCCAGAGCUUGUGGAGCAGCAGCAGCUAGAAGGGAAAGGAAACCACUACGCUUACACGCUGAGGUUCGUCAUGUUUUGCAUCCUCAACACCACCAAUCCAAGCAAGAGCGUGGAUUUCUACCAUGCGGAUCUCGAGAUACCGAGGUGAGGUCUGCCUACUGGCUAUGCGAUUGUGGAGGACGUUUUUCACCCGCGGUCUUCUUGGAUUCAGCCCGAGUUUUUCAUAGGUUCUAUGGGUGUGCCUUUGCCUCUGUGGGAGAUCCGGAUCCGGAGAUCCACAACUACGACUUUAAGAUGCAGGUGGAGGUGAUCACACAUUCGACCAUAGUUCGAACGGCUGGGUUGAAAUCUCAGCGCUUUCGUAUCUAUCAAAUGCCGACAGAGAUGCGGAGCUCAAGCUAGACUGAAAGUCUGGAUUCGAGGAGCCGUACAAACAUUUCAGAG
This is a messenger RNA of Selaginella moellendorffii, 1044 nucleotides long. RefSeq lists its product as uncharacterized. The transcript is spliced from 3 exons. The record is from RefSeq and is a predicted model, not a curated record. NCBI's taxonomy places the organism in Eukaryota, Viridiplantae, Streptophyta, Lycopodiopsida, Selaginellales, Selaginellaceae. The coding region runs from base 1 to 1002 and encodes 333 amino acids.